Messenger RNA from Solanum pennellii, 1389 nucleotides. RefSeq lists its product as uncharacterized. The transcript is spliced from 4 exons. The record is from RefSeq and is a predicted model, not a curated record. Lineage: Eukaryota; Viridiplantae; Streptophyta; Magnoliopsida; Solanales; Solanaceae. Bases 1 to 1389 code for a protein of 462 amino acids. Gene Ontology annotation, molecular function: nucleic acid binding; RNA-DNA hybrid ribonuclease activity.
AUGAAUGUCCAUCAGUUGUUAGUUAUUGGAGACUCAGAUCUUUUGAUUCAUCAAGUUCAAGGAGAAUGGGCUGUGAAGAACCCUAAUAUUAUACCUUACGUACAGUAUGUACAGAAGUUGUGCAAAAGAUUUCGGAAGAUCGAGUUCAGAUAUACUCCCAGAAUACAUAAUGAAUUGGCCGAUGCUCUUGCCACCAUCGCUUCAACUAUUAAACAUCCGGAUACAAAUUAUAUUGAUCCUUUGGAUAUAGAGUUGAAAGAACAUGUAGUCCAUUGUUCCCAUGUUGAAGCAGAACCAGACGGUUUUCCUUGGUAUUUUGAUAUAAAGAAGUAUUUGGAGUCUGGAACUUAUCCUGAAGAUGCUACGGCUAACCAAAAGAAGUCGAUACGCCGUAUGGCCCUCACUUUCUUUUUAAGUAGAGAAGUCAUUUAUAGGAGGAAUCAGAAUUUGGUUCUUCUAAGAUGCGUUGAUGCCGUCGAAGCUGCGAGGCUGAUUGAGCAGAUACAUGCCGGAGUUUGUGGCACGCAUAUGAGUGGUCUCACUCUGGCAAGAAAGAUCCUGCGAGCCGGAUAUUUCUGGAUGACUAUGGAGAAUGAUUAUUGCAUGUUUGUGCAAAAAUGCCAUAAAUGUCAAGUGCAUGAUGAUCUGAUACGAGUGCCACCUCACAAACUUAAUGCUAUGAGUUCACCUUGGCCAUUUGUAGCUUGGGGAAUGGAUGUCAUCGAUCCGAUAGAGCCAGCCGCUUUGAAUGGACACAGAUUCAUUUUGAAUCCAUCAUUACUGAUAAUAGCAAAUCUAAAUAGUCACCUGAUGAGAGAUAUUUGUCAACAAUUUGAGGUCACUCAUCGGAAUUCAACUGCUUAUCGUGCCCAAAUGAAUGGAGCUGUGGAGGCCGCCAAUAAGAAUAUUAAAAAGAUUUUGAGGAAAAUGAUUGACAAGCAUCCAGUCAUACCUGCUGAAGUCGAGAUACCGUCUUUGAGAAUCAUCCAAGAAGCUGAGUUAAGUAACGCUGAAUGGCUUAGGAAGCGGAUUGAUCAACUAACUUUGAUUGAUGAGAAGAGAAUGGUUGACAUCUGUCAUGGUCAAUUAUAUAGGAAGAGAAUGGUUCGUGCCAUUCACAAAAGAGUAAGAGCCAGAAUUUUCAAAGAAGGUCAGUUGGUUCUUAAGCGUAUUUUUCCUCAUCAAGACGAGUACAAAAAAAAGUUUGCGCCAAACUGGAAAGGUGCUUACAUGGUUCGUGAAGUAUUAUCUGGAGGUGCUUUACUCCUGUCGGAGAUGGAUGGCACUGUAUUCCCUAAACUAUCAACUCGAUCGCUGUCAAGAGAUACUAUAUGUGUAGCUUCGGUUUAUAGUUUUGUUCUGAAAUCAGCAAAUUCAUACGAUGGAUGA